AUGCGCACAGCGCCGGCGGAAGCGGCGGCAGCAGCGGCAGCGCUGGCGGAGCAGCUGCGGCGGGGCGGCGGCGGCGGCGGCGCCCGGGUGGGGCUGUGCCUGCUGUGCGGGCUGCCCGCGGCCGGCAAGUCCACCCUGGCCCGCGCCCUGAGCCGCCGGCUGCCGCAGCACCCGGGCUGGGCCUGCGCCCUGCUCGCCUACGACGAGCUCAUCCCGCCGGAGGCCUUCCGCCCGCGCGCGCCGGGGGCGGGCCCGCAAGAGCCGUCCCCAUUGCUGCCCGGCUGGAAGCAGAGCCGCCGCGAGCUGCUGCAGUGCCUGGAGGGAUUCCUGCGGGCGCUGCUCACCGGGGCGCCGCUGCCCGGCCCCGCGCAGCCGGGCUGCGAGCGCUUCCUGGGCUGCUGCCGCCGGGAGGGGCUGCUGCCCGCCGCGGAGGGGGAGGCCGGAGCCUCCUCCCGGCCGCUCCUCCUCCUGCUGGAUGACAACUUCUAUUACCAGAGCAUGCGCCACGAGGUGUACCAGCUGGCCCGCAAAUAUUCCUUGGGCUUCUGCCAGUUAUUUUUAGAGUGUCCACUGGAAUGCUGCCUGCAGAGGAAUCGCCUCAGAAGUGAUCCUGUGCCCGAGCAGACAAUACAGUUAAUGGCAAGGAAAAUAGAAAUGCCAGAUCUCAGGAAAAACGCUUGGGAGCAGCACAGCCUCAUUCUGAAUAGUUCUGAUUGCAUCUCAGAGGAUGAUGAGCAGAUCAUGAACUUGCUGACCACUGCUUUGGAAAAUCCAGAGAGGCCAAACGAGGAGGACACAGAGCAAAAGGAGGCAGCUCGAGCCAUCUGUGCAGCCAGUGCUGUCCAUCAGGCUGACCAGGCGUGCAGGAAAAUCAUCUCUCAGGCAAUGCAGGAUGCCAAAGGUAAAAACAUUGUUCCAAGUGACAUGAAGAGCCUGGCAGAAGAACUCAACAAACUGAAAGCAGAAUUUUUGGAAGACUUGAGGCAAGGAAAGACUUUGAAAACCCAAUAUUCUGACCCUGCUACAAGUGUUAUUUCUUCAUUCCAACAUGAGACAACCAAUGUAGUAAAUAAAUAUAUUUUAAAAUAA
This is a messenger RNA of Cinclus cinclus, 1089 nucleotides long. It is a transcript of the gene PSTK, whose product is annotated as phosphoseryl-tRNA kinase. NCBI's taxonomy places the organism in Eukaryota, Metazoa, Chordata, Aves, Passeriformes, Cinclidae. Gene Ontology annotation, molecular function: kinase activity; tRNA binding. The coding region runs from base 1 to 1089 and encodes 362 amino acids. The transcript has 6 exons. The record is from RefSeq and is a predicted model, not a curated record.